AUUAUGUUCAUGUUUAUUUUUUAUAGACGUUUUAAAAUUUUGGUUUGACUCUAUCCAUUGUUAUGGCACAAACAUGAAUUGUGAUGCCGAACUGUUAGACCCACCAAUACUGGCAGUUGGCACACACAAAGAUUUAUUCAAAGGUGACUGCGGAGCUCGUUUAACAGAACAAGUUCAAAGGGUUAUUCUGGAUUCAAGACGACAUUUACGUUCUUGCUUUGCAUUAUCAAAUACAAAGGGUGAUGAUGGCGUAAUCAAUGAUAUUAAGCAUGCAAUAUUUGAUCAAAUGAAAGGCAAGACAAACUUCGGAAAAGAAUUUCCAUAGAAAUUUAUUCAAUUAGAAAAGUCACUAAACAAAAUGCAAAAUGAGGGAACCGUGAUCAUAUCCUUUUCCAAAAUAUUGGAUAUGGCUGCACGUACUUUGAAACCGAUUCGUAAGACAGAAGAAAUAGAUUUAUUUCUGAGAUAUCAACAUGAAAUAGGAAAUCUUAUUUACUUUAGUGAUAUUCCUGAUUAUAUUAUUCUUGAUCCCCAGUGGCUUGCUAAUGCAUUUAGUGCAAUAGUUACUGCAAAGAAGUUUCAACUAGAACUGCUUGGAUACGAUGAAUGGGAUGCUUUUCAGAGAACAGGAAUGUUAAAAACAGGACUACUGAAUGCCAUUUUUACCAAACAACCUAAAAAUAUACAAUAUUACAAAGAUCAUGUUAUUAUGGUAAUGGAAAAAUUUGACAUUAUUAUCCGACCAAAAACUGCAACAGGAGAGGACCGGAGCAAAGAAGAACGCCAUUAUUUUGUUCCUUGUAUGAUAAAGACAGCUGCUUUAAGUAAUAUUGAUGUUUUGUGUAAAGUUCCUAUCGGAGGGAAGACGUCUUGUUUGUGUUUUGUAUUCAAUUUUUUGCCACGGGCAUUUAUAAACCAUUUAAUAGUAUCUUACAUCAGAACCUUCACGACUUCUAAAGUCAGAGACACAAUGGACAAUAGAAAACAACCUUCUCUCUUUCAUGAACUUGGUGUUUUUGAUAUAUCUAACACCGGUUGUGAAAAGCUUCUUGUGGCUGUCUAUCAAAAUACAGUACAAAUACAGAUCUGGAAAUAUGGAAAAAUUAAACACAGAGUUUAUUCGGACGUAGAAAAUUUCAUAAGUGGUGAAAUAAAGAGAAUACAAUGUGAAAAAUACAGAAUGGUGAAUAUGACUCAUAGUAAGCAAUUUAAAUGUCAUGAUACGAAGUAUGACAAUUUUGAAGGCUUAAAGAACUGUCAUAUUUACCAAAACGGACAGGAGUAUCAAUGCGAGGAACAUGAUGCGGUGCAUGAAUUUAUAGACGACUGGUUUGAAGUCCAGCAAAUCAGUGAUGGCCAGAAAAGAAAGGAAUCUGGCGUUACAAAAGAAGAAAAACAACGGAAUGAGCUUGCAUCCAGGCGCUUAUUUGAAUGUUUAGAAGAUAAUAAAACAAAAAGGAGAAAAGAAAAACGCGGUGAUGUUAUGAAACUAAAAGACACAGAAGAACUACAUGCACAGUCACAACACAAACAACCAGCAUACAAAUUUCGCCUGCAAAAGAACUUCAAAAAUAUUGUUUCUACAAUUACACAUGAAACAAUUAUAGAUCACCUCAUAUCAGAAGAGGUAUUUUCGUUUGAUGAUUAUCAAAUUAUUGACUCUUGUCCUGGGCAAACACAGAAAAACCGGAGGUUGGAUCAUCUUUUGCUAUCACGGGGAGACCGAGGCUACAGUGAAUUCAUAAAAGCUUUGCGUUUGGAUUCUGCUUAUAUGGAUUUAGCAGAUAUAAUUGAAGACACCAGAGUAGUGUAAACUAUCGUAAUAGUUAGUAUUUCUAUACAGCAAUGAACAUUUACGGUACAAAUUCUGUCGAUACUUAUAUUUUGGCAUUGCUCAAGAUAUUAUUUUUCUCUUACUGUUUAUGACGUCUUUACGCUAAAUCCCUUAGAUGUGAACUGAUUUUAUUUUAAUCUUAAUUACAAGAUUUUAUUUCUAGUUGUUAUUGGCUUCGAACUAGGUUUCAGUAACUGCGAGUACUCUCAGAUCUGUGUCUUAAAUCUUUUUGUUAGUUGUAUUUUGUCGAUUUGAUGGGUUAAGCUUUUUAAAGUGAUUUUCAUAGUUUAUUCUUAUGUUGUACAGUUACACCAUUGUCCCAGGUUAUGUGGAAGGUUGGGCGUUCGCAAAAAUGUCUAACCCCGUCGCAUUCUGUAUGUGUGGGCUGUCCCAAUGCAGGAGCCUGUAAUUCAGUGGUUGUCGUUUGUUGCUAUUUAUCAUAUAAGUUUUUUGUUUAUUUAUUUUUUUUUUCUCGUUUGUAUUGUUUUACAUUUUAUGAUUUCUUUUAUAGCUUGUUAUGCGAUAUGAGUUUUACUCAUUGUUGAAGUCCGUACGGUGACCUAUAUAGUUGCUAACUUCUACGUCAUUUGGUUUCGGAUGGAAAGUUGUCUCAUUGGCGAUCGUGCCACAUCUUCUUAUUUUUAUAUCAUUUAGAAACAACGCAUUUUUCCAUAUCUGUCUGCAUUAGUAAUGAAACGACAACACGGAACUAAACUGGCAAUCAAAUUGGAAAAAGCUUCAUAAUCUGCCUGUAUAAACCAAUAUUUUCUAAAUCCAAUGGAAAUAAUUACAUAAUAUACAUUAUACUGAAUUUGAUUUGUACCAAAUGCGAAAGUCCAAUGGCCUAUGUAACAUUUAAACCCAGGAGCAUCUAUCUAUUUUAUUAUUGUUAUAAAAUUCAAAACACUAUUAAAGAAAUAAAAUGAUUGCUAUCGCUGUGCAUAGAUAUAACGCAUAAUUUCAAUGCCCAAAAUAUGAAUAUUGAUAUAACCGAGACCUUGAUAAAACAAAGUAAAACCUGUACAAAUGGUUUGAAAGUUAUAUUUCAAAUAGGAAACAAAGAGUUUUUGUUUCAAGUUCAUAUUCGCCUUUAGAGAACACUAAUGCAGGAGUUCCGCAACGCUCUGUAUUAGGACCCUUACUAUUCCUGAUUUAUGUAAACGACAUAGCUGAUAAUUUGAUAAGCCUAACUCGAUUGUUUGCUAAUGACACAACACUUUCUUACUCCAGUAAUAGCCCUUACACAAUAGAGGACGUCUUAAACAGCGAUCUAGAACUAAUCUUAACAUGGUCUAAAGAUUGGCUAAUUAAUUUUAAUCCUAAUAAGACAAAGGCUAUGCUAUUCUCCUGUAAUAAACCCCCAGAUGAUAUUGAAAUUCAAUUCUUUGUGUCUUCAUUCAUUGGAUAAAUUUGUGUAGCUUCUCGCAACUCUUAUUCCAGCCAGUGCCUGUUAAACAACUUGAAAAAAAACUGAAAGGUCAUAAUCACUUCUUGAUUUUUUCAUGUAUCAGCGGUUACUUUCUUAAUCAUGUCUGUCAAAGUAAGUCGUCCACAUCAACAGGGAGUGACAAAUGCACUAAACUCUAAGGUAAUCAGUAUACAUAUACUUGGCAAUAACCGGAAAAAUCUGUUUGAAAGCGUUUUGAUAGAAAUAACGGUCAAUUGCAUGUAAUACUUUGUAUAGAUUCUAUAUACCACAUGAGUAAAUCUACUUUCAUAUUGUUGUAAUGUUUUAUAUAUUAAAUAUUCCCACUAUGCGA
Messenger RNA from Mytilus californianus (California mussel), 3594 nucleotides. RefSeq lists its product as uncharacterized. The coding region runs from base 359 to 1813 and encodes 484 amino acids. NCBI's taxonomy places the organism in Eukaryota, Metazoa, Mollusca, Bivalvia, Mytilida, Mytilidae. The transcript has 4 exons. The record is from RefSeq and is a predicted model, not a curated record. Gene Ontology annotation, biological process: regulation of apoptotic process.